AUGUUCAUGAACGUCUUCAAGGCCAUGCCCACCCGGGCUGCGGCUUUCACCACCAUGAAGAGCCCUGCUCAGGCCCGCUUCAUGGCCACGGUCCGUCAGCGUGCUGCUAUGGAACCCGCUACCUUCACUAUUCGUGACGGUCCCAUGUUCACCGGAAAGUCUUUCGGUGCUCGCUCCAACAUCUCCGGCGAGGCCGUCUUCACCACCUCCCUGGUUGGGUACCCUGAGUCCCUGACCGACCCCUCCUACCGCGGUCAGAUUUUGGUCUUCACCCAGCCUCUGAUUGGCAACUACGGUGUUCCCUCGGCCGAGAAGGAUAGCAAUGGACUGUUGAAGUACUUCGAGUCCCCCAACCUGCAGGCUGCCGGUGUCGUCGUCGCCGACGUUGCUGAGCAGUACAGCCACUGGACUGCUGUUGAGUCUCUGGGUGAGUGGUGUGCCCGUGAGGGUGUUCCCGCCAUCUCCGGUGUCGACACUCGUGCCAUUGUCACCUACCUCCGUGAGCAGGGUUCUUCCCUGGCUCGCAUCACUGUUGGUGAGGAGUACGAUGCCAACGAGGACGAGGCCUUCACCGACCCCGAGCAGAUCCACCUGGUGCGUCAGGUCAGCACCAAGCAGCCUUUCCACAUCAGCGCUGCUGACCCCACCUCCCACGUGGCUGUCAUCGAUUGUGGUGUGAAGGAGAACAUCCUGCGAAGCCUGGUCGGCCGUGGCUCCAGCGUCACUGUCUUCCCCUUCGACUUCCCCAUCCACAAGGUCGCCCACCACUUCGAUGGUGUCUUCAUCUCCAACGGCCCCGGUGACCCCACCCACUGCCAGGACACUGUCUUCCACUUGAAGCGCCUGAUGGAGACCUCCCAGGUUCCCAUCUUCGGUAUCUGUCUUGGUCACCAGCUGUUGGCUCUGGCUACCGGUGCCAGCACCAUCAAGCUCAAGUACGGAAACCGGGCUCACAACAUCCCCGCUCUGGACUUGAGCACUGGCCGCUGCCACAUCACCAGCCAGAACCACGGUUACGCUGUUGAUGCCUCCACCCUUCCCUCCGACUGGAAGCCUUACUUCGUCAACCUGAACGACCAGAGCAACGAGGGCAUGAUCCACAAGUCUCGCCCCAUCUUCAGCACCCAGUUCCACCCCGAGGCCAAGGGCGGUCCUCUCGACUCGUCCUACCUCUUCGACAUCUACCUGGACAGUGUGCUGAAGUACAAGAACAGCCAGGCUGGUCUGUACCCCCAGCGUGACAGCCGCCCCAACGGUCUGUUGGUGGACCUUUUGGCUAAGGAGCGUGUGGGUGUCCAGCCCACCAUCGGUAUGCAGAACAUUGCUGCUGCCGCUGCUGCUGCUGCUGCUUCGGCUUAG
Molecule: messenger RNA, 1359 nt
Organism: Penicillium pulvis
Lineage: Eukaryota; Fungi; Ascomycota; Eurotiomycetes; Eurotiales; Aspergillaceae
Gene: cpa1
Product: carbamoyl-phosphate synthase (glutamine-hydrolyzing) CPA1
Exons: 1
Coding region: 1-1359 (452 amino acids)
Biological process (GO): L-arginine biosynthetic process; L-glutamine metabolic process; 'de novo' pyrimidine nucleobase biosynthetic process
Cellular component (GO): carbamoyl-phosphate synthase complex; cytoplasm
Molecular function (GO): carbamoyl-phosphate synthase (glutamine-hydrolyzing) activity
Source: RefSeq, a predicted model, not a curated record